CCAGGCCAUACUCUGCUUUUCAUUUCUUCUCAUUCUUCUCUUUUGUCAACCAACUGAAUAACAGAAAUCAUGUCUUGGCAAGCAUACGUCGACGACCAACUCCUCGCCACCGGCAAAGUCACAAAAGCCGCCAUCUUGGGCAAGCAGGGCGGUGUCUGGGCUGCUAGUGCUGGUUACGACUUGUCUCAGCAAGAGCAAAACGCCAUCACCCAGCAAUACUUUUCCAACCCCGACAGCGUCCGAGGCAGCGGUGUCAUCGUCAACGGCUUCAAAUUCAUGACCAUCCAAGCGAAUGAAGAUGAAGUCAUCGGUCGUAAGGGUGAACGAGGCGUCUUCGUGAUCCCCACAACCCAAGCCAUCCUCGUCGCCGAAUACGACACCCCCAUCUCUGCGGGCGAAGCCAACGUUGUCGUUACCAAGCUUGCCGAUUAUCUCAAGAGUGUUGGUUAUUAAGUCUUCUUGUUUGAGAGGAUUUGGGUUCGUAGAAGAGGAGGGGAGUAUGAGGUAGCUCUUGGGCGUCGUUGGUGAUGCGGAAGACUUACAGGGCGGUGCGCUUGCCAUAAGGAAGGUGAUGAAGUAUCAAAGUGGAACAUUCAUGCAGAAUCAGUUUUUUUCGA
This is a messenger RNA of Cryptococcus amylolentus CBS 6039, 617 nucleotides long. RefSeq lists its product as hypothetical. Gene Ontology annotation, cellular component: cell cortex. Lineage: Eukaryota; Fungi; Basidiomycota; Tremellomycetes; Tremellales; Cryptococcaceae. The coding region runs from base 70 to 453 and encodes 127 amino acids. The record is from RefSeq and is a predicted model, not a curated record. The transcript has 5 exons. Gene Ontology annotation, molecular function: actin monomer binding.